AUGCAGAGCCAACGACAGUCAAGCCCCGCUGCAGCGCCAUCCCCACCACGGCCAGCCAGGCAAACGACAACAAACAAUGACGCGAACCUCCUUUCACUCCCGCUGAAGCGCCGCUCCCUGCAAACAGCCGCCGCCACCACCACCACUACCACCAACAUGCCGCUCCCCCAGCCGCACCCGCAGCCGCACUCGCCCGCCGUCCUCAACCCCACACCACCCCGCCGUGCGCCCUCGACGCCCAACUUCAAGGCUACCCCCUCAAUCCAGCGCAGCCCUAGCGUAGCCAGCUUCCGCUCCUCGACGCCGGGCCUCACCCGAAAGUCGUCCACUUCAUCCCUACGCGGCGACGCCCCUCGGGCUUCUGCCUCGCGCCGUGCGUCCUUCAACCCCAUGAUGCAGUCGCCAAUGCCAAAGAGCCCGCUGGCCACCUCGUGUCACCAAGACAAGCCGCCCCUGCGCGCCUGUGACGUUGCCCUUGACUACUUCAAAAAGGAAUUGGCCCGCCACGAGGGCAUCACCGGCGCCGUCAACGCGGGCACCGUCGUCAUUGUCCACGACCAAUGCUACGGCCACCGCUUCUCCAGGCCCAAGACGGCCAAGAGCACCCUCAGCCUCAUCAUGGAGCGGCCAGAGAGGAUCCUGGCCAGUGUCUUGGGUAUAUCGACAGCCUAUGUCCGGCUGGGAGAGCGACACGCAGACGGCAGCCACCCACCCCAUCCACACCACAACCCUCCGGACCGCGUCCCAUUCAAGAUCCGCAAGACCUCACGCGCUGUCGACAUUACGUCGCCUGUCGUUACCAACGUACACGGUAUAAAGUGGAUGAAUGAACUCAAGUCCUUAUGCGACGACGCCGAGAGGAAGUUGGCCUCGACAGGCAAGGAACUGGCUCGGGAUUCGCCUGCAGUCUCAGGACAGGCGUCGAAGAAGGAGUUGCAUGCUGGAGACCUGUACCUAUGUCCCGAGUCCUUGAAUGCCUUUCAGGGUGCGCUCGGAGGUGUUUUGGAUGCCGUUGAUGCUGUCUUCCAGGGCACAAGCUCAGGCGACGGGCCUUCACGGGCUUUUGUCUGCAUUCGUCCUCCAGGUCACCAUUGCUCUGACGACUUCCCCUCUGGUUUCUGCUGGAUCAACAAUGUACAUGUCGGCAUUGAGCACGCCAUAAUGACGUACAACCUCACCCACGCCGCCAUCAUCGACUUUGACCUACACCACGGAGAUGGGUCGCAAGCAAUCGCCUGGGCCCGAAACAAAAAGGUACACAACAUGUCCAAGAAUACACCCAACUGGAAGAAGACAUCCAUUGGCUACUUCAGCUUGCACGAUAUUAACUCAUAUCCCUGCGAAGACGGUGAUGACGACAAGGUCCAGGCCGCCAGCUUGUGUAUCGAUAACGCACACGGCCAGUCCAUCUGGAACGUGCAUUUGCAGCCCUGGAAGACUGUGGAACAGUUCUGGGCCAUCUACGAAGAAAAGUACAUGGUACUGCUCGAGAAGACACGGCAGUAUCUCAGGCAUCACACCAAUCGUCUACGAACUUCACCAAACCAUCCGGCACCCAAGGCUGCUAUUUUCCUGUCUGCCGGGUUCGACGCAAGCGAAUGGGAGACUGCAGGCAUGCAGCGUCAUUCUGUUAACGUACCUACCGAAUUCUACGCCCGUUUCACUCGUGAUGUUGUCCGCCUGGCUGAGGAGGAGGGUACAUCUGUCCAAGGCCGUGUCAUCUCCGUUCUUGAAGGUGGUUAUAGCGACCGAGCGCUCACUAGUGGAGUCAUGAGCCAUCUCAGUGGUCUUGUAGAUGGCCAAGUCUGGACCGACGCCAAGCUCACAACAGGCCUUGCGUCUCCUGUGCGCGAACGACUUAGUGCCCUCAGUGUCGACGAUCAGCAUGUCUUGAUGCAGUCUGUCGAGACGGAAGCGACGCCUCUAGGGUAUGAUCCUUUUUGGUGGCACUCGACCCAUCUAACAGAACUCGAAAAUCUUGUCAACCCUGCUCCCUUGACCGUUCCAAAGAAGCCGCCCCCUGGACCUAAUGCUCACUUCUCAUCGCCCACGCAGUCUUUUGUUGCCAAAGUCGUUGAUCCUUCCAAGCUUACCCGUAAUCUCUCUGCCAAAUAUGCCUCCAGUCCCUCGAGAGCGCCCACACCUCCUCCACCAGAGGUUGAUUGGGCUACUGCUGCCCACGCUCUCAGCAGUCUGUUGAUUCCUACUGAUCGACAGACGCGUAGCCACAAGCCAGAAGACCUGAUGGAAGUAAAAGCAAAGAAAGAGAAACCGGCUCCGCCAGUACUGACGUCUGUACAUGUGGACAAGUCAGGGCGGCAGUUGCGUGGCCGCAAAGCUGCGCCUUCAUACGUUGAGCGUAGCUCGGGAGACGAGAAGUCGCAUCACAAGGAGUCUCGAGCAAGCAGGAGGCAGACCAUCGCUGACUUCGCUCCAGCCAGCACCGAGGCUCCGCCAGUGUCAUCUGCCUCGCGUCGCAUGAGUAUUGCCUCGAGCGUGUCUUCAAUAGGAGACCGUAGAAGCUCGAGUCGUGAGCCCAAUGUAGCAACGAACAGAAGAGGUGCAGCUCCCUCAGCAGCGCCCGUCAAUGAGGUUGGUCUGAAGAAAGCACGGGGCCAGACAGCAGUGGCUGCAGCUCGCGCUCCUCAGCGUCCUUCUGCACCACGCGCGCAAUCAGACUACUCCAGCACGAAUGCCGUACUCAAGGGUAAGGAGAAUGACGAUGUUGAGGCACUGACCUCUGGUCUGAAACGCAUUACACUGAAAAUGCCUUCGAAGGAGGAGCAUGACGCUCGUGAAAAAGAGAGAGAAGAACAGCUCAAGGCUGCAGAAGCUUCAAAGAAGACCGGGACACGAAAAACGCCAGCGGCUCGCGCAGCUCCUGCCAAGUCUGGAGCAAAAGCGACGAGCACUGCUAAAAAAGGCACAGGACGGGCAAUGAAAUCUUCCAGGGUUACCUCUCCCCAGGAAUCGAAGGCACCUACAGCUAUACCUAUGCCUGACGAUCCCUACGUGCAAGCUGCUGCCGCGGCGACUCUGCAACAGCCUCAGCCGAUUUCAUCUCAGGCUGCAUCUGGACUGGUGCAAAACGGUACCCCACAGUCUCCUGAUGGAACCCAAGUUCUAGAUGGGGCCCCGGGAGUUGAUCGACGGAUUUCUGGUGGAAUCGUGCAGCCACCGACGGAGCUACACGACAUGGCCAUAACUCCCGAGCAGAUUCGUGAGCACCUGCCAAUGCCGUCGUUUGUUACCGUGGCAGAACCAUUGACAAACGCUUCGCCACCUUCUCGUGCCGACACACCACCGCCUCCACCACCAGCGAGCAUGCCUCAGUUUGUCAAUUAUACGAGUGAGAGCUUUGGUACUGCACCGAGUUUUGCAGCGCCAUCGAAUGUCUCUGACCCGCAAGCGUCGGCAACCUUGCAGUGGGUGGCCAACACUCACGCCGAGACUACGGACAUGGCUGCGCUGGCACCCAUGUCACCUCCGAGCAAGCGGAGUGAUCUUCCCGUCUUCACGGCGAAUGGCGCAAUACCUUUUGCGUCGAGCUCUGAUGGAGCAGGGCAAACAGGUACGAGCACAGGGGCCAAGAAGGAAUAG
Messenger RNA from Bipolaris oryzae ATCC 44560, 3600 nucleotides. RefSeq lists its product as uncharacterized. Gene Ontology annotation, molecular function: histone deacetylase activity. Gene Ontology annotation, cellular component: nucleus. NCBI's taxonomy places the organism in Eukaryota, Fungi, Ascomycota, Dothideomycetes, Pleosporales, Pleosporaceae. The record is from RefSeq and is a predicted model, not a curated record. The coding region runs from base 1 to 3600 and encodes 1199 amino acids. The transcript has a single exon.